AAUGUUUAAUUCCCACAAUUAUUUAUUCUCCCUUGUUCUCGUAAGUGUGUGUCUGAGAGGCUUUCGCAGUUUUAAGCGCAACUUCCUCUCAGUCAUCGGUGAGUGCUCUCUGUCGUCAGCCUCAGCCCGCAGAGGAGGGCUGACACUGUCACAGCCACUGAACUUCCCGUCAAGACACAGCACAGGCGAGAAGAGCUGCCGCUGACAAAAAAAGGGGAACGACAUCGGGGCUUGUCGAGAGGAAAGGACGCACUCCGGUCUACAAGGCUUCUGGGCAGAGAAACUGUGCCAUUGUCCUCCAGCUGAGGGCGAGUGGAGACAGGUCUGGUGCUCUGCUAAUUAGCCUGCGUGGGUCCCUGCAGAGAGAGACAGCAGCGCAGCUAGCUGCAGCACAGAGCGACUUGCACAGGGUGUGAGUGAUUGAGGGGCUUGUUUUAGCCACAAUCGGGACAUUUAUCUGGCAAACUGAUGGUAGGUUUACUAAUGGGAGCAUUUAUCCGAUAGUCAUCCCUCCUUACGUCUACCCCCCGUCGAACCCUGGCUCGGAUUCGCUACUCGGGCGCUGUCCUCGCCGGGGGGUGCCGGAUCACCAUCGCCCGGUCCAGCUAACUCCAGGCGGCGGUUCGGUCCCCCUCACCCCUGCCCUGUAUCGCCUGUCUGCCGCUCUGGCCGACCCUAGCCGAGCCCGAACAUGGCAGGGAACUUGAAGAAAGGCGGGGGGCUCAUCGGAAUGAUGAAGGAUGCCUUUCAGCCACACCACCACCACCUCCACUCCCAUCACCAGCCUGGGGCCGUGGACAAAAAGACGGUGGAGAAAUGCUGGAAACUGAUGGACAAGGUGGUGCGCCUGUGCCAAAACCCCAAAUUGGCUCUGAAGAACAGCCCCCCUUACAUCCUGGAUCUGCUGCCAGACACCUACCAGCACCUGCGCACCAUCUUGUCUCGCUACGAAGGCAAAAUGGAAACAUUGGGGGACAACGAGUACUUCCGGGUUUUCAUGGAGAACCUAACCAAGAAGACCAAGCAGACCAUCAGCUUGUUCAAGGAGGGCAAAGAACGCAUGUAUGAAGAGAACUCACAACCCAGACGGAACCUCACCAAGCUGUCGUUGAUCUUCAGCCACAUGCUGGCUGAGCUGAAGGCCAUCUUCCCCAAUGGUCUGUUUCAGGGUGACAACUUCCGCAUCACAAAGGCAGAUGCCGCAGAGUUCUGGAGGCGCGCCUUCGGGGACAAUUUGCUGUUUUACAGGACCAUAGUGCCUUGGAAGGUGUUCCGUCAGUCUCUUCAUGAGUUUCAUCCCAUCAGCUCCGGACUGGAGGCCAUGGCCCUGAAGUCCACCAUAGACCUCACCUGCAACGACUACAUCUCUGUCUUUGAGUUUGACAUCUUCACCAGGCUAUUUCAGCCUUGGUCAUCCCUGCUGCGGAACUGGAACAGCUUGGCAGUUACUCACCCGGGGUACAUGGCCUUCCUCACCUACGAUGAGGUCAAAGCACGGCUGCAGAAGUUCAUUCACAAGCCUGGCAGUUACAUCUUCCGCCUGAGUUGCACACGGCUGGGUCAGUGGGCAAUCGGUUAUGUGACAGCAGAUGGAAACAUACUCCAAACCAUUCCCCACAAUAAACCCCUCUUCCAGGCCCUCAUAGAUGGCUUCAGGGAAGGAUUCUAUUUAUUCCCUGACGGCCGGACCCAAAACCCUGACCUGACAGGACUGUGUGAGCCUUCGCCUCAAGACCACAUCAAAGUCACACAGGAGCAAUAUGAGCUGUACUGUGAGAUGGGCUCCACUUUCCAGCUGUGUAAGAUCUGUGCCGAGAAUGACAAGGAUGUGAAGAUUGAGCCCUGUGGUCAUCUCAUGUGCACCUCGUGUCUGACUGCUUGGCAGGAGUCAGAGGGUCAGGGAACGGGAUGUCCCUUCUGUCGCUGUGAGAUUAAGGGUACAGAGCCCAUUGUUGUGGAUCCUUUUGACCCCAAGGACAACAGCGGGGGCUCCUGCAGGGGCACAUUUGGGGCUGAGGGUGCUCCGUCACCCAGCUAUGACGAUGAUGAUGACGACAGACUUGAAGACCCCCACCUCAUGAUGAGCAAACUUGCCUGUACAAAGGUGGAGCGCCCCCCAUCACCCAUGUCCAUGGCUCCUCAGUCCUCUCUUCCCCCUGUGCCACCCAGACUAGACCUGCUACCGCACAGACCUCCCAAUCCCCCCGGCGCCUCCAGUCCGGGGGUCACCACAAAGGCAGCAUCUCACCACAAAGACAAGCCUCUUCCCCUCCCCCCAGCACUGAGGGAUCUUCCCCCUCCUCCUCCUCCGGACCGGCCCCACACAGCUGGGACAGCCCCCGAUGGACGGCUGCAGAGACGGCCCUUACCGUGCACUCCCGGGGAGCCCCCUCGAGAUAAGCUCCCUCCUACACCUCCAAACCGGCCCCUGGCUGACUGGAACUCUAGGCCUGUUCCCAAGGCCCCCACCUCCUCUUCAUCAUCCUCGUCCUCAUCUUCCUCGUCCUCCCAAGUGUCUAGUCUGGGAGGGGACAUUCGAGCAGGUGUCAGGGAACUUUCCAACCGACACUCCCUCCCCUUGGCGCUGCCCUCUGCUCUGGACACCCGCUCCGACUCGCAGAAGAACAACAGCUCCCUCAGUCUGGAUCACCAGCUGAAUUUUGCCGCAGCCGGUCAAGAUUAUGACAACCCCAAAGUCAAGCCCUCAGCCUCAGCCAACGCCAUCUAUUCACUGGCAAGCAGACCGUCUCAAGCCCUGAGGGCAGUGACAGGAGAGGAGGCACGGGACAGCGAGGAGGAGUCGGAGUACAUGAUCCCCUCCUCGCGCCCUGUCCUGCCCCCUAUCACGGCUCCACCUGUAGGGGAGACCCCACCAGUUCCUAGGCCGUCACAACCUCAGCCUUCAUCAGCGCUCCAGGCACAGAGCCAAGCCUCCACACUCAACUCAAGGCUGGCACUAGCUGAACUAGAGGAUGGACCUCAAAUGUAUGAAGCUAUGUACAACAUCCAGGCCAGGUCACAACAAGCCAGAGAUUCAGACUAUUCAGAGUUGCCCCCUCUGGCGAUGGCCAACGGUCCCAGAGACCACACAGCUGAGGACAGGGAAGAAGAGGAAAAUGGCUAUGACUUCCCAAAACCCCGGCUGCCGAUGCCCCCCGCCCGACGGACCUUUUCAGAACUGGGGGGGUCGUCUUCCUCCUCUUCAUCCUCCUCAUCAUGCUCAUCCUCCUUGGCUGCUUUCAGCCGCCUUUCCUUAGAUUCAGAUGCUGGAGCUGCAGCACCCUUCUCAGAGUCAGUGGAAGCACCAGAGAGACCUCCAAAGCCCCUGCCCAGACGAAUCAAUUCGGAGCGCCGACCCAGCCCUGUCCCGCCCAUCCCUGCUCCACCCAGUAGUGGAGCAAUGGGAGGAGAAGCCAACCCUCAAAUAAGUAGCGAGAUAGAGCACCUCAUGAGUCAGGGAUACUCUUACCAGGACAUCCAGAAAGCACUGAUGAUUGCACAGAACAAUAUUGAAAUGGCCAAGAAUAUCCUACGCGAGUUUGUCUCCAUUCCCUCCAACGCUCAUAUUCUUACAUAGCACACUCCUUGUGCCUCUCUUUCGUGUUUGCUCUCUCGCCCUCGCUUGGCCCAGCCUGGUUGGGUUUAGAUUGGCACAGGCCAGCCCAAAGCCCAAAGCCCAUUGCCUGCAGCACUGCCUCUGGUGCUGGCUGAUGCCCUACGCCCCUGUGGAUUUUAACUGGCUGUGACUCCAGCGAGCUCACAGCAUCUCUGGGACUCUGCGCCCUGCACUCCAUGCGCUUUCAACAGUGUCUGGCCUUCUUAAAACUGUUAUACAGCAGGCCUCUUCGUUUUCAAGAACAUCUCCGUGGGACUGACUGAGCACAUGUGGAGCAAUGACGGGACGCCACAUAACGCAAGACUUUGGUAGGAAUCCUGGGAAGAGAGAUUCUUAUCUUUCAUGUCGAAGCCUCUUGCUGAAAAUGUAACCAACACCUCACAAAUAAAACUAAAAAUGUAUGUCUAUAUGAAAAUUUAAUAUAUGAGUAAAUAUAUAUUAAAUGUGUGUAAUAUAUACAGUACGUGCAUAUACAGUAUGUGAAAAUGAUUUCAGCUUUGAGGGUCGCUGUUGGUACAAGCGAUAUGGGUAGACAGGGACCAGAUAAAAGGGGGGUUUGGCCCUCUGUCAGACUAAGGGAUGUGACAGUGUGGAGAAGUACAUGUGAGGAAGAGUCGGGGUGUCUUCCUCACCAGGAUGCGUCGGUCAGCAGCAGCUUAGAAGACAUGCAGCAGAGCUUUUCCGUGAUGAAUUCAGUCUGUUAUGGCCUUUGAUUAACAACUUUGCUUUGGUACUUUUUUUUUUUUUUUUUUUAAAAAAAAAUCCUCUUUUUUCUUUUUUUUUUUUUUUUUUUUUAAGUAGCAUGAUGAUGGUUUCAGGUCUGGACUGUUGUCUGGCAGUGUGUGUGUCCAUGUGUAAGUGUGUGUUUGUGUAUGUGAGCAUGCAUGUGCGCGUGUCUGCCAGACCUACUCCUCAUGACCUGCUCUCAAAUGAACCCCUGUUCCUGUACAACAUGAAUGUGGAAUUACAGUCAGUAUACUCAGACUCGUGCUCUGUAAACUUACUACUGCUCUAACUCAUAUGGCAGGGCUAAUGCGUAGCUGUAGAGUCUGGCAGUGAGAUUAUUAGAGGACGUACUAAUGUCGACAACCCUGCAGUACCAGACAGGCAAGUGUUGUGUGAUCCGUGGCGGCUGAAAUGUUUUCGUUCUGUCUUCGUCUAACUUCAUUGGCUGGCUGAUUCGGGUUUCUGCCUCCAGCUAAGUCCAGUGUUAUGAAACAAACAAAAAAAUUUUUUAUUGAUUUACUUUGGUAAUAUAUUAUUGUAAUAUGAUCAUAAAUAUUGUUAUUAUAAUUAAUUCAGAAGUGCUUCACUGCUGCUACUAUUGUUAGUGCUAAACAAUUAAGCCUUAAAUGUACAUUUGUGAAUAUUGUGUUUAACCGUCGUCCUGUUUCUUUAAAGUGACAGUAUCACCUGUGUUUCUCCAGUCCGUAAUGUAGCAUACUUGAAAGUACAAACGGCUUGUGAGAUUGCAGCCCUCUCAAGCUGUCAACUCUUCAGUGUUUUAAAAUCUUUUUUUUUUCAUUGUUUUUUUUUGUUUGUUUGUUUUGUUUUUUUUUUAGGUGGACUCUGUAUAGCAUCAGUAAUAAAGCAAACAAAAUGCUUUGGGUAUGGAAACCAGCCAUUUUGUAAUAGAUUCAGGCUUCUCUUUCACAUCAGCUUCCUUUCUCCGUGGAGUUCGCCCCACUGAAAGGGAAUGAGGCUUUUUUAAAAAGUAGGCUCAUGGGUUUGCUGGCCCACCCCCAAGUCUACUUUGAAAUCAGUAUUUGGGCCGACUGUAAGAACUAACUCAGGAAUAAUGUUUUAUCUGAACACGUGGCGUUCACCCUGGCUGUCAAAAAAAAAAAUGGAGGAGAUUCAUUGGCAUAGACAGCAGCUCAUCUGUUAGCUGUCUGUUCAUCCAGGUGACAUGUAGCCAAAUGUAUCCGCUUAAUGAAGUCACACAAGUAGCCUAUUACUUAUUCUUUUUUUGUCACAUUAUAACUUGCACAUUUUUCGUAUAAUUUCCAAUAUUUACAGGACUAGAGACAGCAGCUUCAUUUCCAGGUACUAUGAAUGAAUAAGAAAUGAAUGCCAGGAGCUUUUAGGUACAUUGACUUGAACCUCUCCCAGCAUAUGAAGAAUGUUGUUUUUUGGGAGGGUGUACAUGACAUGUCAAUAGCUAAUCAGCCAUAGCUCAUUCUGGGUAAUGCUAUGUAUUGACUGGAACCUAUCUCCACACUGUCUGGCCAUCCUCUAGUUCUUUUGUUUCUGUUCCUAGUUGCCUUGAGAAACUUCUUGAAUGAUAGGUAAUGGAUUGGGAGGUCCCCGAUCCUCAAUACUGUACCAAUGUUUUGUUGAUGUUUUUGAGGACAGCCUUAUCGUGUAUUAUUUACCUUUUUAUUUUUGUUCGUUUUUUCGCACAGUACACCAAUUUGUGCUUUGAUACUGUCACUCUAAAGAAAAGCACAUUGUAUAAAGUUAGUAAUAUGAAAAGAAAAAAAUUGCUGUUUUAUUUCAUUUUGCAUUCCUGUACAUGUAUUUUGUUCCAAAGGUUUUGUUUACUUAUGUGAAUAAUUCUCUGUGAGCAGUGCCAUAUGUUUAGAGAUCCUCACCAUGUUUAGAAUAAGGCCUUGUUUUUGAAGAGAGUUUGUAGGUAUUGUAGGUAUAUGUACCUGUUGAUCUCUGAAGGCAAGAUUGUGCAGUAUUGCUUGUAUUAAUCUGUCCCCUCUGAAUCGUCAGCCGCAUCUUAGAGAACAAGCACUGGUCUGUGUCCCAGGUCAGUUCUCAGCCUCAGUGAUGCUAGAUGUGUACCAGCACCCAGUUGUGUUAAGUCCCUCUGCUGGGGUACUUCAACUUUCUGCCAGAAGAGGGAGCUGUUGUUCCAUGUAGCUGUGUUGCUUCUCAUCAGUAAAAGGCAUUCAUUAACUUUUUGAUGGUUUUUAAAGCUCAUAUCACUUUGGAAGUAUGCACAGUGCUGUUAAUAAAAAUGAUAAGCAAAA
Seriola dumerili (greater amberjack) is the source of this 6597-nucleotide messenger RNA. RefSeq names its product Cbl proto-oncogene (gene cbl). Gene Ontology annotation, molecular function: SH3 domain binding; phosphotyrosine residue binding; ubiquitin protein ligase activity. Gene Ontology annotation, biological process: negative regulation of epidermal growth factor-activated receptor activity; cell surface receptor signaling pathway. NCBI's taxonomy places the organism in Eukaryota, Metazoa, Chordata, Actinopteri, Carangiformes, Carangidae. The transcript has 16 exons. The coding region runs from base 692 to 3577 and encodes 961 amino acids. The record is from RefSeq and is a predicted model, not a curated record. Gene Ontology annotation, cellular component: plasma membrane; membrane raft.